Scaptodrosophila lebanonensis is the source of this 3431-nucleotide messenger RNA. It is a transcript of the gene mAChR-A, whose product is annotated as muscarinic acetylcholine receptor DM1. The transcript is spliced from 4 exons. Gene Ontology annotation, cellular component: synapse; dendrite; plasma membrane. Gene Ontology annotation, molecular function: G protein-coupled serotonin receptor activity; G protein-coupled acetylcholine receptor activity. NCBI's taxonomy places the organism in Eukaryota, Metazoa, Arthropoda, Insecta, Diptera, Drosophilidae. Bases 1 to 2220 code for a protein of 739 amino acids. Gene Ontology annotation, biological process: adenylate cyclase-inhibiting G protein-coupled acetylcholine receptor signaling pathway; G protein-coupled receptor signaling pathway, coupled to cyclic nucleotide second messenger; chemical synaptic transmission. The record is from RefSeq and is a predicted model, not a curated record.
AUGGAGCCUGUGAUGAGUUUGGCGCUAGCAGCGCACGGGCCGCCCAGCAUACUGGAGCCGUUGUUUAAAACCGUAACUACGAGCACCACGACGACGACGACGAGCACAACGACCACCACAACGACCCUGGCGCCCAGCACAACGCUGCUGACGGCACUGCUGGAGAAUCUGACGACGACGGCGAGCGGUCUGUUCGAAGGAGAUGCCUCCACCAUGUCUGGCAAUCACACGAACAGCACGCUCGCCUAUGAGCCGAAGGGUCCGCGAUACUCACUAGCUUCAAUGUUGGUCAUGGGCUUCGUAGCAGCGAUUCUGAGCACGGUAACAGUGGCGGGCAAUGUCAUGGUCAUGAUUUCGUUCAAGAUUGAUAAACAGCUGCAAACGAUAAGCAACUACUUCCUCUUCUCGUUGGCCAUUGCCGACUUUGCAAUUGGGGCCAUAUCCAUGCCGCUGUUUGCGGUCACAACCAUCUUAGGCUACUGGCCGCUGGGACCACACGUGUGUGACACGUGGUUGGCCUUGGACUAUCUGGCAUCGAACGCCUCGGUGCUGAACCUCCUGAUCAUUAGUUUUGAUCGUUACUUCAGCGUGACGCGUCCGCUGACAUAUCGUGCGAAACGUACGACCAACAAGGCGGCUGUCAUGAUUGGUGCCGCCUGGGGUAUCAGCCUACUUCUGUGGCCGCCCUGGAUCUACAGCUGGCCCUACAUUGAGGGCAAGCGGACUGUGCCGCAGGACGAGUGCUACAUUCAGUUCAUCGAAACAAAUCAAUACAUUACAUUUGGGACGGCCCUGGCGGCCUUCUAUUUUCCGGUCACAAUCAUGUGUUUUCUUUACUAUCGCAUCUGGCGCGAGACGAAGAAGCGACAGAAGGAUCUGCCCAAUUUGCAGGCAGGAAAGAAGGACUCGUCGAAGCGUUCCAAUUCCAGUGACGAGAACACCGUGGUCAACCAUGCGACUGGAAUGCUGGCCUUUGCCCAGCUCGGCGCCAAUGAUCACGACACCUGGCGACGGCCGCGCUCCGAGAGCUCAGCGGAUGCAGAAAGCGUGUAUAUGACCAAUAUGGUCAUAGAUUCAGGCUAUCAAGGCAUGCAUUCGCGCAAAUCUAGCAUCAAAAGCACCAAUACAAUCAAAAAGCCAUACUCGUGCUUUGGCAGCAUCAAGGAGUGGUGCAUUGCGUGGUGGCAUUCCGGGCGCGAGGACUCGGACGAUUUUGCGUACGAGCAGGAGGAGCCUUCUGAUUUAGGGUAUGCAACACCUGUAACAAUUGAAACUCCUUUACAAAGCUCCGUCUCCAGAUGCACUUCGAUGAACGUGAUGCGGGACAAUUACUCGAUGGGCGGGAGCGUGAGCGGCGUACGCCCGCCCAGCAUCAUGCUGCCGGAUGUCUCACCGACUCCCCUACGUCCGCCACACAAUUCCAUUUCUCAAAUGCAGGAAAUGAAUACAGUGGUCGCUGCAGGAAGUAUCGCCUCGGGCUCAGCCUCAGCGGCCGUUGUGGGUAGUGGAAACAUCAGCUCCGCAGCCGGAGCACGGGACACACGAACGCUGCCCAUUGCCAAUCGCAUUGGCUCGCGGUCGGUGAGCCAGGACUCGGUAUAUACAAUACUCAUACGUCUACCCUCGGAUGGUGCGAGUGCGGCAAACGGAGGCAGCGGUCAUGGCGAAGGUGCGCCCUCCAUCAAGAUGAUACACGAGGAUGUGGCAACGGGAGCGACAGCACCCAUCGCUGCUCCCCCUACUCGGCGCCCGCUGCCGUCAAGGGACUCAGAGUAUAGCCUUCCGCUGGGCCGGCGGAUGUCGCAUGCGCCGCACGAUGUGCGCAUCCCACUGAAUGCCAAGGUCAUCCCCAAGCAGCUGGGGAAGCCAGGCCAUGCCGUGCUGAAUGCCCGAAACACGGCCAAAAAAAAGAAGAAGUCGCAGGAGAAGCGGCAAGAGUCCAAGGCGGCGAAGACGCUGUCGGCCAUUCUGCUGAGCUUCAUCAUUACGUGGACUCCAUACAACAUUCUGGUGCUGAUCAAGCCUCUCACCACCUGUUCCGACUGCAUACCCACGGAGCUGUGGGACUUCUUCUAUGCUCUGUGCUAUAUCAACUCUACGAUAAAUCCCAUGUGCUACGCACUGUGCAAUGCCAGCUUCCGACGCACCUACAUCCGCAUCCUCACCUGCAAGUGGCACACCCGAAACCGUGAGGGCAUGGUCCGGGGGGUCUAUAACUAAGUUGUGAAAGUCAUACACCACGUCUAUGCCGAGCACGAAGCAUUUGGAGCGCUCCAGCCCACUCGAGUUGGAAGUAUACCUAUACAUACCUCUAAUACUUACAUUACUUGGUGGACUGGACAGAUGUUCAGAUUUAGCGACUUACAUAAGGUCGGGGUCCUGAAGUCUGGUGCAGGUGUAGGCGUUUAUAUACAAUAGAUGUUAUGCAACAGUUGCAGAGAAAUAUAAGAAAAUUCAAAGAUUAGGCUUAGCUACACUUUACAAGAAGUACUGAUUUUUGAUGUCUAGCCCCAUAUAUAUGAUAGAUAAAUAUAUAAAGUACAGUACAUAUGCAAACAUGUAUGCCCACAUUUAGUUUUAGGUAGGCACGAGAAAAUCUCGCCCCUCAAAGCCCCCAUUGAGUUUGAGCGUACCAAGAGAAUUUAAUUGAAAUAUAAACACAUACAACAAAUUUGGAAUAUAUAGUAUACUAUGCUAAUAGAAUACAUAAUGCAAAUAUACUAUACAUAAAUAUUUAAGCUUAAGUUGUUGGCGUAUUUACAUUUAGUGGACAGAUGCAAGUGGCAAAACCAAGCAAAACCAAAACUAAAAAAGCUUUAACCAAGUUCAAAAUAUAUAGAGAUAAGGCCCGCAGGCAUCGAAUCUGUGGCGGACCCCAACACGUUGACGAAAUUGAAGAGGUUGCGUUUACGAUUUUCAUUUCCAGCUUAUGUGCUAGGUAUUUUUCAAAUGAAAUGUAUAAUCGAAUUACCAAAUUAAAGCUAAAACUAAAGCAAAAGUGUAAAUGUGAUUGUAUUACUCCUUUUGAUAGUUUAAAGCAUUUUUGUACAUGGGUGUCGCACGAAAGGAGCCCCCAUAAUGAGGUAUAUGAAAACAAUAUAUCGGAUAAAAAAUAUAAGAAUAAGAACACAAACCACAUAACUAUGCUAUUCAAGUUUGUAGAACUCGUAUACAUAUAGUAUAUACGGAUUAAGAACGUAACCCACCAUAGUUAAACUACUAACAACAAACCAUUUUUAUUGCUGUUGACUAAAUUUGAGAGAUAAUUAAAUACAAAAAAAAAAAUAUUUUAAACAUUGAGCAACAAGCAAACGGCCAACAAAUUGUGCCAAAAACAAUAUGCCAUAAAAGCGACAUGCAGGUGAGCAGAAUCUUCCGGUUGCGAAAUUAGUUACUAAUUGGAAUUUUGGAAAUGUGAUUGCAGAAGUACG